Messenger RNA from Dictyostelium discoideum AX4, 1767 nucleotides. RefSeq lists its product as hypothetical. NCBI's taxonomy places the organism in Eukaryota, Evosea, Eumycetozoa, Dictyosteliales, Dictyosteliaceae. Bases 1 to 1767 code for a protein of 588 amino acids. The transcript has a single exon. The record is from RefSeq and is a predicted model, not a curated record.
AUGCAUACAAAUAAUAAAAAAGAAAAAAGAAAUAUAGAUAAAAAUAAUAAAAAUAAUAAUAAUAAUAAUAAUGAUGAUGAAAUAGAAGAAGAUGAUUCAAGUGAAUUAAGAAAAUAUUUUCAAAAGAAUGGUUUAAUUAGAAAAAAAGUUGGAAAGAAAAUUGUUGAUAAUGAUAAUAAUAAUAGUAUUUUAUCAAAUUCAAUAAAAAAUAAAAGUAGAAAUCAUAAUGGUGGUAAUAAUAAUAAUAAAGAAGAAGAACAAAUUGAAGAUGAAGAAGAUGAUGAUUUUGAAGAUAAACAACCAGUAUUUGAACAGUAUAAAACGAUAUUAGAAUUACAUGGAAAAUCAACAUCAAAAAAUUCAAUGUCUUAUGGUCAUUGGGAUUCAAACUUAAAGAAAUUUGAAAUCACUCUUAGAAAAGGUAAACAAUUUGAUUCAGUUGGUCAACAAAUUGGAUCAAAACUUUAUUUACAUAUUGAAGAGGCAAUUUAUUUUCAAGAUUUAGGUAUAGUUGAACUAUACAUUAAUCAAUUACCACUAUCAGUUCAAGAAUCUUUCAAACUAUUUGAAAUUCCAUCACCAUCACCAUUUCCAAUUUAUAAAUAUACUGCAUAUUGUUAUUUAAAGAAAUUAGGUUAUAUUUUAAUUAGACAUGAUCAAAAUAAUAAAUCUUAUUCAACAUCAACAUCAACAUCGGCAUCAACAGCCACAGCAACUAUAAAAACAGCAAAUACAAUAACCAAUAAUAAUAUUUUAUCAAAUUUUAAUUUUAAAAUUUUACCAACUUCAGAAUUAAUUAAAGUUAUUAAAUUUAAUAAUAAUAAUAAUAAUAAUAAUAAUAAUAAUAAUAAUAAUAAUAAUAAUAAUAAUAAUAAUAAUAAUAAUAAUAAUAAUAAUAAUAAUAAUAAUAAUAAUAAUAAUAAUAAUAAUAAUAAUGAUGAUUGUAGUAUUGAUAAUACAAAUGAAAUAAUGAAAAUAAAAACCAAUUUAAAUACUAUAAAGAGUAGAAAUUUCAUACCAGAAGUAUUAAAUGUUUAUACGGAUUUAAAAGGAUUUAAACCAUUUAUUGAAAUCAAAAAACCAGAAGAUUAUGUAAAACCAGAAUUUGAAAAUUCUUCAAACAGUAAAUUCAUUUUAUCACAAAAACAAGAUAGAGAUCAAUUAAUUCAAUCAGUUUAUAAAUCAAAUAAAUCAAUAUUUGAUAAAUAUAAUAUUGUUGAUUUAGAAGAAGAUGAAAAAGAAGAAGAGAAUAAUAAUAAUAGUAAUGAUAAUGAUAAUGAUAAUAAACAAAAUAAAAAGAAUAAAAGAAUAAAAUUACAUAAUAAUAAUAAUAAAAAUAAUAAUAAUCAAUCAUUAAUGAAUUUACCACAAGAUAUUUAUGAAGGAUCACAUUUGAAUUCAAUUAAUAGGAAAUUACAAAUUUUUAAAGUUAAAUCAUUAUUGGAUGAUAAAGAGUAUCAAAAAGUUAAUAUUAAUCCAAAUCAAUUUAAAAUAGAUUAUGAUGUUUAUAAACCAACUCAAAGUUUUAAAAGAACUAAUCCAGGUAUACCUGAUUUCUUUUUAUCCAUUUCUAAAUUUGGUGUUCCAAUUCCAUCAAUGAAUGAUAUCGCUCGUUUAAAUUCAAAUUCAAUCGUUUUACCAACUGGAAAUGGAAGUGGUGGUGGUGACCCAAUCUCUGUUCCAUUACAAUUUUGUAUUGUAAAUUUAAAAGAUAUAUCAUUCAUUGAAUAUAAAGAGAAUUUAGUUUUAUCAAGUGCUUUAAAAUAA